AUGGUAAGGGAUGACGCAUCCGUGAGCAUAAAGGUGCUCCUAAACGCCACGGCAGCGCACUUUAUCGCAUUCGCACUAGUAGAGGGUGAGAAUACAGAGUCCUGGACAUUCUUUCUCUCGCACCUUCGACAGCACGUGACCCCGCAGCCCGGUCUGCUGGUUAUAUCGGACAGGCACAACGGCAUCAAGGCUGCGCUUGAGGCCCCUGACGGAGGUUGGUUACCGCCAUCUGCGUACCGUGCAUUCUGUAUACGACACGUAGCGGCUAAUUUUGCCCUUACCUUCAAGGGCAAAGACGCUAGGAAGCUUCUAGUGAAUGCAGCGUAUGCGAAGAUCGAGGUUGAAUUUGAUUACUGGUUUGAUAUUCUGCAGUCUGAAGACCCAGUGAUGUGUGAGUGGGCGAACCGGAUUGAUUACUCCUUGUGGACUCAGCAUCGUGAUGAGGGGCGGAGAUUCGGUCACAUGACGACGAACAUCUUCGAGUGUAUGAACUCAAUCCUCAAGGGGGUCAGAAAUCUCCCUGUAGCAUCCCUGGUGAAGGCAACAUAUGGUAGGCUUGCGUGCUUCACGGUGACGUUGUAUGACCGGGAUAACUCCAAGUUCACCAUAGCAGAGACCACUCUGACUGGUUCUUUCUCCUUGGGUACUUACAGAGUAUCACUUGCCUCUCGGACAUGUGACUGCGGGUACUUCCAGGCGCUUCAUUUCCCGUGUCAGCACGCACUUGCAUGCUGUGCCUACUCACGGGUCACCUGGACCUCUUACGUUCACAGCGUCUAUCAGAUUAGCUUGGUGUUCAGUGUGUAUCGGAUGGGAUUCACACCUCCGAUCCCGGAGGGCUUCUGGCCACCUUACGACGAGCCCACGGUGAUUCCGGACCCUGACAAGAGGCGUGCGAGAGAGGGUCGUCCUAGAUCCACAAGGAUACGGACGAAUAUGGACGAGGCAGAUCCGAAUCGGCCAAAGAGGUGCGGCCUAUGUCGCCAACCCGGACACACACGACGUUGUUGCCCUCAGGUUGGAGGAUCUUCUCAGACAGGGUGCCAUUAG
This is a messenger RNA of Arachis ipaensis, 1050 nucleotides long. The record is from RefSeq and is a predicted model, not a curated record. NCBI's taxonomy places the organism in Eukaryota, Viridiplantae, Streptophyta, Magnoliopsida, Fabales, Fabaceae.